AUGAAGUUCCGCAGGCGUCCUUCGCCUCUCCUCCUCCUACUUUUACCCUCCCUCGCAGCGGCUCUUUCGGCCGCCGCUCAAGACAAUAUCAAAGCGGCAGGGACGAAGAAUGUACCAGCUGUAGCUGCAAAGGCAGACCCAAAUCCGACCACAAUAGUCGAUAUCAACUCGAAACCCAAAUUUGAGAUUGGAACAAAGGAUGCGCCUGUCGAUGGCAAGGAUGGAAAACCUCACGCAGGUCCAUGGGUUGGCACAGGAGACGACUCGAAGAAGGAUCCAAAAGACAGCAAGAAGGGCAAAGAUAAGGAGGACACAGAACUGGUGGUUCCUAAAAAGGAGGAUAUGAAAAAGCUGGUCAAUCCCGAUGGCACCAAAAUACCUGAAUCUAAUGAUGGUGUGAUGGAUGACCCUCACAGGCAGAUACCAAAAGAAGGAACAACUGGGACGGAAGGAGGGGUGAGUGAAAAGGAUAAGGCGCGAAAAGCACACGAAGGACAGACUGGGGAGAAGCUUGAAAACAAGCCAGAUUCGCCCAAGGAGGCUCCUCCGUUACCACUGAGCGAAACCACCAAAACAAAGACCGGAAAGGACGACAAGACCAAAUCGAAAGAGACCGAUGCUGACGCCCCAUCAGACUCGGAACUCGGUGGGCUUGAAAAACCGGAUGACCUCCCAAAUAAACCCAACAACAUUCCACAUCCGAUACCAGGUUCGGCAGAUAAAGAUCAUCUCGAUAUCAAAAAGCCAGGGACGAAAGACCCAGCCAAAUUCCCAAUUACAGACGGAGAAGGAAACGAAGGCCUGAUCCAACCUCUUCAUUCUUACCUCCUAUCUCUCACCAUGAUUCUAUUUUCCGAAAUUGGCGACAAGACUUUCCUUAUCGCUGCUCUGAUGGCCAUGAAGCACGAUCGCCUUUUAGUCUUUUCAGCAGCAUUUUCUGCCCUCUUCGUUAUGACAGUUCUCUCCGCUGUACUAGGCCAUGCAGUCCCAACCCUCAUCCCUGAGCGAUUCACACACUUCCUCGCAGCAGGGCUGUUCCUAGUAUUUGGAGCAAAGAUGUUGAAAGAAGGACUGGCAAUGAGCCCAGACGAAGGAGUCGCUGCGGAAAUGCAAGAAGUCGAGCAAGAAUUAGAAGAAAAGGAGCAUCUCGCCAGAAAGGAGAACCGACGAAGAUCUUCCGUUUCCCCAUAUGCUCUGGAAAUGGGCUUAGGGGGUCGCUCCCACGCUUCCCGCAAAUCGAGGUCAGGAUCCCGUCUUCCUUCCCCUCCACGAAGUCCCUCCUCAAGCCCUGACCGCUCGCCUUCUCCCGCGCGCUCGAAUAUCCGAGGUCUAAUCAAUGGCCUUAGUAACCUACUCAGUCUGCUAUUAAGCCCGGCGUGGGUGCAAACGUUCGUCAUGACAUUCUUGGGCGAAUGGGGUGAUCGAAGUCAGAUUGCCACCAUCGCAAUGGCAGCUGGUGCGGAUUACUGGUGGGUUACUGGUGGUGCUGUGUGUGGUCACGCUGUUUGUACCGGUGUCGCGGUUAUUGGAGGACGUGCCAUUGCUGGACGUGUUAGUUUGAGAGUUGUAACACUAGGAGGCGCAUUCGCCUUCCUUAUUUUCGGUAUCAUUUACGGUGUUGAGGCGCUUUAUGGGUCGUGA
This is a messenger RNA of Glarea lozoyensis ATCC 20868, 1641 nucleotides long. RefSeq lists its product as uncharacterized. The record is from RefSeq and is a predicted model, not a curated record. Gene Ontology annotation, biological process: Golgi calcium ion homeostasis; calcium ion transmembrane transport; Golgi calcium ion transport. Gene Ontology annotation, cellular component: Golgi apparatus; fungal-type vacuole membrane. The transcript has 3 exons. NCBI's taxonomy places the organism in Eukaryota, Fungi, Ascomycota, Leotiomycetes, Helotiales, Helotiaceae. Gene Ontology annotation, molecular function: manganese ion transmembrane transporter activity; calcium ion transmembrane transporter activity. The coding region runs from base 1 to 1641 and encodes 546 amino acids.